Parastagonospora nodorum SN15 is the source of this 1281-nucleotide messenger RNA. RefSeq lists its product as hypothetical. The transcript has 2 exons. Bases 1 to 1281 code for a protein of 426 amino acids. Lineage: Eukaryota; Fungi; Ascomycota; Dothideomycetes; Pleosporales; Phaeosphaeriaceae. The record is from RefSeq and is a predicted model, not a curated record.
AUGGUCAAACUUCCCGCGAUAUCAUCCAACUCGACAAAGAAGAUUGGUAGCCUAUUCGUCAACCCCGGAGGACCUGGUGGAAGCGCAGCAGAAAUCGUACCUUUCUUUGGCCCCGGAGCACCCGGCUUCGAUGAAACGUUACGGGCCAGCUUCGACAUCAUUGGACUGGACCCUAGGGGCGUGGGACUGAGCAAUCAGAUCCAGUGUGACAUGACUAUUUAUGCGGAGCGUGUGUCACUGUUUCCCCAAACCGAGGAGGAAUAUGAGAAGUUGGUAGACAAGAACAGGAGACUCGGCGAGUCGUGUCGCAAGCUCACUGGGCCAUUGUUUGAGCAUCUUGACACGAUCAGCGCCACAAAGGAUCACGAAGCUGUGCGAGUAGCUCUAGGCGAUGAGCCCAUCAACUUCCUCGGUCUCUCUUACGGCUCGCAGCUUGGGUACACAUACGCAGAUCUGUUCCCGAACAAUGUUCGCACCCUCGCUCUGGAUGGCAUCCUACAACACUCGCAGUCUGAAGCGACCAACUCGCUUAUCGAAAGCUCCUCUUACGAGCUUGUGCUCAACAAGUUCUUCGACUGGGCCGGGAAGAACGAAUCCUCCAAACUGAAGGGCCAAGACGUGGAAGCCCUCUGGAAGUCGCUGUUAGAAAAGGCCACAACUACUCCGAUUCCUGCAUCAAAGUGCAAUGGAAAGAAUUGCUACAAGGAUGUGAACGCCGAAGAGAUAGCUUUCAAUGCACAACAAUACCUUACGUUCUACGGCAGGAAUCCUAAUUUCGGAAGUACCUGGAGCGUUCUCGCAAACGCGUUAUACAACGCUAGUCACGGCGAUGCAACAUCUCUCUCCACGGUCAACUCAGCACAAAACGUCGCAUUCUUGGGCAUCGCAUGUUUAGACUGGACGCACAACGACAACACGCUGGCCGCUAUCCGCGCAAAAGAGACACAGGCAACUGAAUACUCUCCCUUAACGCGCGGUGCAUCUCAAAGCUGGAUUCUACAGCAUGCUUGUUUGGGUUGGCCAGUACCCAUCAAGAACCCACCCAAGAAGUUGGAUGUGAAGACUAAAGCCACGAUAUUGCUUGCAAACAGUGUCGCGGAUCCAAGCUGUGGGUUACCGUGGGCAUUGGGUAUGAUGGAGGAGUUGGAGAACAGGGUGCUUGUGACGCGAGAUGGCGCAGGACAUACGAGUUUCUUGCUCGGCGGAGAGACUCAGAAGGUCAUCAGUGACUAUUUGGUCACGGGUAAGGCACCGAAGGACGGAUUGGUCACGAAGUCGUGA